CUGCGGAAGUGCCACACGAACGCGACCUCGAGUCCCUUCCGCGCACAACGGUAAAUCGAGUGGGUCGGAGGCAGUCUCCGAGUUUAUCCGACUUUGCCGACUUUUUCGACUUUUCCGAGUUUUCCGCCACUUUUCGCCGACAAAAGGAAAGGCGUAAUUUUGAAUGAAGCAAAGUAAAGGUAAACUUAAAGCGAACCGAGAUAAAACCGAAGGCAGCAGCUGAGUCAUAAAAGCAGCAACACCAACAGCAACAAAAACAACAACAAAAAGAACAACAAUCUAGCUGAAUGUUGCUGGCGAGCGUUUAGCUCAAAUAUUUCAUUGACGGCUGGCAAAAGUAAAAGUUUAAGUAAGCAUAAAACAAAAUAUAAUAGCGGCAACAGGGAAUGGCGCAUUAUGCUGCUAAAGUCGACAACGACGGCGGCGGCAGAAGCAGCAAUACCAACAGCAACAACAGCAACAGCAGCAACAGGAGCAGCAGCAACAGCACCAACAGCAGCAACAUUAGCAGCAGCAACAUCAGCACUUAAAUGCAGCAACAAGAAAAAUCAGCUGAAAACUGGCAAAUAAAACUCAACGACAGGCAAAAACUAUUAAAUCUCGCUGGAUGCCUGCGGCAAUAGUUAUUGUUAAACAACACAAGAAGCAGCAGCAACAGAGGGAGCAGGACCAACGGCAACAGCAGCAACAACAACAGCAGCAACAGCAACAGCAACAUCGGCAACAGGAGGGGAAACAAAUUUGCAAUAUAAAUUUAUGCGGAUUUUUGCGUCGCAGCGGCGCCGUCGACGUCGACGUCAUCGAAUCGCGUAGCCCAGGCCACGCUGCUGAUGUCGACGUCCCAGCAGCAACAUCAACGGCAGCAACAGCAACAUCAGCAGCAACAAGCGGCAGGAGAGUUACAGCAGGAGCAACAACAACAACAACAACAGCAACAUCGAAGGCAACGACGACGACGCGAGCUGUUAUUAUAAUAAUGGCGCUAGUUGUUAGCAUAAUACAACAACAGCAGCAACAGCAACAACCAUUCGGACAGCGGCAACAACAAUCGCUUCUCUGGCCAUUCUAUAACGGAAUGGCUGCUGGUGCUGCGGCUGCGUCCACUGGGCAACCGGAUGACUCCGGCGAUGAUGGCCCAACCCUGUCGACAUUCCUGUCAUCAUCACCAUCAGCGUCGCCAUCAGCGGCAGCGGCGGCGGCAGCAUCGCCAUCCAGUUAUUCAACGUUUGCGGCGGCCAACGGGCCACAAACGGAAGCCACGAAUCACACUUUCAAGAGUUUAGCCUUCCUGGACGCGUCCUUUGGCUCCGAUCUCUUUGCCCAAUCGGACACGGAGAGGGAAAGGGAGAGGGAGAGAGAGAGGGAGAUGGAGGGGGAACUGGGGCAGGACUCCGCGCAGUCGUUGCCAAUUUUCGACUUUGGCAUGCCGCGCAACAUCACCGGACGCACUGGCCACACGGAGGCCAUAAUUAAAUGCCGCGUGGACAGUCUCCAUGACAAAUCGGUAUCCUGGAUACGGAAACGUGAUCUGCAUAUCCUGACCGUCGGCACCGCCACCUACACCUCGGACAAGCGAUUCCAGGUGACCGAAUCGAAGGACUCCAGGGAGUGGACGCUGCACGUGAAGUCGCCGCUGGCGAAGGACAGCGGCAUCUACGAGUGCCAGGUGAACACGGAGCCCAAAAUGUCCAUGGCCUUUCAGCUGAACAUCAUCGAAAUAUCUCCGGACGCCAAGGCGGUCAUCAGUGGCCCGCCGGAUCUGCACUUCAAGGCGGGCAGCGCCAUCAUCCUCAACUGUCUGGUGCAGCAGCCGUCGGUGAAGGACAUUGGCCCGAUUUACUGGUACCGCGGCGAGCACAUGAUCACGCCCUUCGACGCCGACGACGGCCAGCCGGAGGAGCCACCCGCAAGGACGCCCGAGGACCCGUCCUCCCCCAACGACCUGAUGAGCGAGGUGGACCUGCAGAAAGAGUUCGCCACGCGCAUCGCCAUGGAGUCGCAGCUGGGCGAUACCCUCAAGUCCAGGCUCCGCAUCUCGAAUGCCCAGACCACGGACACCGGCAACUACACGUGUCAGCCCACGACGGCCAGCAGCGCCAGUGUCCUCGUCCAUGUGAUUAAUGAUGAGAAUCCCGCUGCGAUGCAGAAGAGCGGGGCGUCCCCCCUCCGAGCCCCCCGAUUCCCCGGUCCGCUCCAGCUGGUCCUGCUGCUGGAGUUGUUGUUGUUGCGAGCGGUAUUGGCUGCCGGCAACUGAAACCGAGAGUUGUUAGCACUCUAAUUGCAGCAGAACGAGAAAAUUAUGUUCCAUGACGCUGGCAGUUUUUUCCGAGCGCCGUUUUUUAGGAUUCUGGAAUGGAAAACGGGCGAGGGGAAAUGGGGAAAAACAUGAAAAAGCGGGGAAAGGCAAACAAGACAGUCGCUUUCCCUUUCAGGCGAGUGUUUGUUUUCCUUUUAAUAUUUACAUUUCAUUGUGCAAAAUGAGACACUGAGCCGGGCGAGGCAAUGCAAAAUGCAGAACGUGAAUUGCAAAGGCCAGAGGAAUGGAGGAGGACGCAGGACGAAGGACGAAGGACGAAGGACGAAGGACAUAGGACUAAGGACCAGAAGGAUGACACUCUCUGUAAAUACCACAAAGAUGCGGCGCUGCUUACAGAUAUACUUGCAUAUACAAAAGUGUGUAUUUUAUUUCAUUACUGCCGCUCCGCACAAAGGAGCCGCACACGCGUCGACUUUAUAAACAUUUCAUGCUGUCUUAACAGAGAGCCAAGCUAACCGAAAAGAAAGGAAAAUAUAACAAGAGAUGGGAGCCGCACACCCACACCCACUAACACACACAUUCACCCACUCACCCACAAAAGUACGCACACCACAAAACGUAUUGCUACUACCCGAAAAUUGUAAUAUACAUGAACGCAAACGACAAGCUCUCAUCUGAUAAACUAAAAGCAAAAAAAACUUAAUUAUAAACACUAACUUGUAUGGAAUUUAUUUAUGGGCAAAGUGAAAUUUAGUCACGCGGCACUCGACGUCGAAAUGGGAAUGAAAAUUGAAUAAAACGAAUGCGAAAUGCAAUAUGUGAAAGCGAAGAGCAAAUUGCGAAACUAAAUCAAUUGCGGCAUGCCCGACUAAGUUUUGUGUUGCACAUGCGAGUAAACUAUGGGUAGGCAUGAAUUUACUACACGUAAGCCAGUAAGCAGAUUUUAGAUAAUUUAUGUGAUGACAAACCGAAUGAAUAAAUCAAUGGAAUGAAC
Molecule: messenger RNA, 3251 nt
Organism: Drosophila ficusphila
Lineage: Eukaryota; Metazoa; Arthropoda; Insecta; Diptera; Drosophilidae
Gene: dpr3
Biological process (GO): synapse organization
Cellular component (GO): neuron projection membrane
Source: RefSeq, a predicted model, not a curated record